AGUCCAAGAGUGAGGAACAAAUCAGCAGCAGCACUGCGCCCCUCUUCUUGAAGAGACGUGAAACAAUUCAGUCUCCGCCACCGCAGACCAGCCCCCAAAGGCAAGGCCAGGAAGGGAUACAGGGUUCUAGAGAACCAGGGCCUCUCCGCCAGCUCCAGCCGCUAAGCAAACAUUCCCUGCUAGAGUCAGAGAAGCCGGUGUGCGAGGGGAGGAACCAGCCUGAGGUUUAUCGCUCCAGCAACUCCGGGUGAUUCAUAGAGUUUAGGCUCCCAGUUGUCUUACACCGGGGCAGGCACGCAAACAAGCAGCCCGGGAGAUACCCACCCUUUUCCCUGCCCCCGCUCCUCCACCUUGCUACCCCCUAGCCCGUGACCAGCUACCUCCCCUCCCCCUCGCGGGCGCUCGGGGUUGAGCAAACACCGGCCGCCCGCCCCGCCUGCCCCGCCACCAGCUGGCUCCGACCGGCGCGCCGCUGGCGAUCCCCCAGGCAACUCGGCGUCAUGAGAACAGGCACCCCGAGACUCGGCGCCCUGCCCUCCCUCCGCGUCCCCAGGGCCCCGACCAGACCUAACAACCUCUCCCUCCUCCGUGCGCCUCGGCCCCUACGGGCCUCUGGCGCGGGCUAACUAGGCCUCGCGGCCGGUCCCUGGGACGGCGCACCCCACCCGCCGCGAGGCCAGCAGCCCCGGGGGAAGGCGGCCGGAAAAUCUCCUCUUGUUUACCGGACUGGAGAAGUCCCAGCCUGGAUUCGCUUCCCAAUUUCUGCGGUCCACCUUCAGCAGAUUCCUGGGGCCGGAGGGGAAAGGGUGGCAACCCACAGAUCCACCCCGGUACAGGGAGUGGGGGUGGGGCUGGUGGGAACCUGACCUCUUGGAAAGGUCCCCCGGCUGCUGGAGGGGACGGACUCGGAGUCAGAGCCGACGUGUCCCGGAGCGCAGAGACCGAGGGGGCCGCGCUGAACACUGUACCUCGGGGAACAAAACCGUGAAGGCUAAUUAGGACAAGUCGGAGCAGGGAACGGGGACGCUGGGAGGGGAGCGCGCGCUCCGAAUUGGGCAGAACCUGGAACAGUCGCAGGAAAUCCGGGCGCGGGAUAGUCGGGCCCAGGGUGACCUUUGCCCACGGUGCGGAGUGGCUCUGGACUCGGCCCACGCGUGAGAGGAGCACUUGGUAACGAUCCCACGUACGCUUUGUGACCGGUGGGGGGGUCCCAGAGAAGGACCGCGCGUGCAAAAGGCGAACCUCGGUGUGUCCACGUGUGCAAGCUGGGGAGGGGAGGGGACGCAGAAGGCGUGACAAAAAGACAGACUCUGUGUCUUGAGUGUGCGCCUCGCUCCGGCCCGCUCCCAGCGAACUGUGCCCUAAGUGUGUCUCACGGGAGGGCCAGGAUGAAGGUGACAAAGGCUAGGUGUCCCCCACGGAGACGCGUCAAGGUAGCCCCACGCGUGUCGGUACGCGCGCUCUCUGGGAGACGCGGUGGGGGGUGCGCAGGGCUGCACCCCCACACCGCUUGCCCCGGAGAAGGCCGAACCCAGAAAGUGAGUGCGCGUGAGUGUGCGCGCGCCCGCGUGCGGGGGCGUGGCAGUCAACAGCAACAAACCACACGCCGGCAGGGCCAGAAACUCCCAUCUCCCUCCCAAGCCGGAAAGUGCGAGUCGGCCCAGCCUGGAGGGACCCAACCAGAGCCUGGCCUGGGAGCCAGGAUGGCCAUCCACAAAGCCUUGGUGAUGUGCCUGGGACUGCCUCUCUUCCUGUUCCCAGGGGCCUGGGCCCAGAGCCAUGUCCCACCCGGCUGCAGCCAAGGCCUCAACCCCCUAUACUACAAUCUGUGUGACCGCUCUGGGGCGUGGGGCAUCGUCCUAGAGGCUGUGGCUGGGGCGGGCGUCGUCACCACGUUUGUGCUCACCAUCAUCCUGGUGGCCAGCCUCCCCUUUGUGCAGGACACCAAGAAACGCAGCCUGCUGGGGACCCAGGUGUUCUUCCUUCUGGGGACUCUGGGCCUCUUCUGCCUCGUGUUUGCCUGCGUGGUGAAGCCUGACUUCUCCACCUGUGCCUCUCGGCGCUUCCUCUUUGGGGUUCUGUUCGCCAUCUGCUUCUCCUGUCUGGCGGCUCACGUCUUCGCCCUCAACUUCCUGACCCGGAAGAACCAUGGGCCCCGGGGCUGGGUGAUCUUCACUGUGGCUCUGCUGCUGACCCUGGUGGAGGUCAUCAUCAAUACAGAGUGGCUGAUAAUCACACUGGUUCGGGGCAGUGGCGACGGCGGCCCUCAGGGCAACAGCAGUGCCCGCUGGGCCGUGGCCUCCCCCUGCGCCAUCGCCAACAUGGACUUUGUCAUGGCGCUCAUCUACGUUAUGUUGCUGCUGCUGGGUGCCUUCCUGGGGGCCUGGCCUGCCCUGUGUGGCCACUUCAAGCGCUGGCGUAAGCAUGGGGUCUUCGUGCUGCUCACCACGGCCACCUCCAUUGCCAUAUGGGUGGUGUGGAUCGUCAUGUAUACCUACGGCAACGAGCAGCACAACAGCCCUACCUGGGAUGACCCCACACUGGCCAUCGCCCUUGCCGCCAAUGCCUGGGCCUUUGUCCUCUUCUACGUCAUCCCCGAGGUCUCUCAGGUGACCAAGGCCAGCCCAGAGCAAAGCUACCAGGGGGACAUGUACCCCACCCGGGGCGUGGGCUAUGAGACCAUCCUGAAAGAGCAGAAGGGUCAGAGCAUGUUUGUGGAGAACAAGGCCUUUUCCAUGGAUGAGCCGGCUGCAGCUAAGAGGCCGGUGUCACCAUACAGCGGGUACAACGGGCAGCUGCUGACCAGUGUGUACCAGCCCACCGAGAUGGCCCUGAUGCACAAAGUCCCAUCCGAAGGAGCUUACGACGUCAUCCUCCCACGGGCCACCGCCAACAGCCAGGUGAUGGGCAGUGCCAACUCGACCCUGCGGGCUGAAGACAUGUACUCGGCCCAGAGCCACCAGGCGGCCACACCGCUGAAAGACGGCAAGAACUCUCAGGCUCAGUCCCCGCAAAGUAAAACGAGAUGGUAGAAGCCCUCUUCCCGGGACCGCACGGCAUCCUGAUCCUCAUUCCUCUGUACCCAGGUUGGGCUGGGCCCAGCACCUUUCCUGUCCUUGUCAUUGGAGCUGGGAGGGGCCAGAGGCCACCGACCUGAAGCAGUGGACCGAGUGGGCCCCUGUGAAGCCCUGAGUGUGUGACUGGAGCGCCUAGGGCCACCUCCCUUUCCUGCCCAGCCCAUCUUCCUGGUUCCCAGGGGACUGCAGCUGCAAGGAGCUGUCCGCAGGCCCCCAGGCUGCCUCCAACCCCCACUCUUGACACCCCCUGCCCCUCACCAAAUCAUAGCCCCUAUGUCCCCAGGCUGUGGUUCUUCAGAUUGCCAUCCUCCCCUCUGUGAACAACAGGCCUCAGGGCGCCGUCUUGACUCUGGACCUUCCUGGCCCUGCCAUUUUGGUGUCUGGCACUGGCUUGUCCCGCCCUCUGCCUAGAUGGAUCUCCUGCAUGAGUCUUUGAGGCCAAGCCAGGACAGCAGUUGGCCCUUGCUCUUCUCACCAGGGCCUCCUGCCACCACCUGGACUGUGGAAGGCCACUGAGAUGGGGGCAGAGCUCAGCCCGAGGCUUGGGCACACUGCUUCUCUCCACGGCCUACGGGUCCCGGAUCUGAACCCCUGGGGUGUUUCACUUGAGAGCCCCUGAGCCGUCCCCAUCUUCCACGAAGCCGGUCCCACCUGCAAGCCAGGGCCAGCCCUGCCUGAGCUCUGCCCCCAGUGCCCCUCACCGUCUGUGACGAGGAUGAGCAUGCUGGGAUGGGGGCUCUCUUUAUCCAGCAGUACCUCAUGGACAGCUCACUAAGGAGUUGGGAAUGGCAGGCCACCCUGGCAUCUGGGGUUCAAGGUGGCUCCUGUGGCAGGAACAGGUGUCCAUGACCCUGAUUACCUGGAUCUCACAGGUUCUGGGAAUGCAGUUGGAUUCCCCGAAUGCCUGCUGUGGCUAUUCCAACAUCUCUGGUCAGGGCCUGGAAGUACCCUUAGGACACGUGGGGUCGGGGUUCGGACUGCAUUCUCAGGGACCAGUGGAGAGCCCUGGACCAGAUGAACUGGAGUCUAGGCCUCUCUCGUGACUGGGACUUGUGGGACGUGGGAGGCCCGUGAGAUCCAGGACUAAAGAUUAUGCUAUUUCCUGAUGGGCAGAUAUGUAAGUAGGUAAGUGGGAUCCUCAGGUAAGUGGGAUCCAGGACUAAAGACUCUGCUGUUUCCUGAUGGGCAGACGUGUUGAGUUUCUACCUCAUCUUGAGCAGCACCUGGAUGUGCUGGUGCCGGUUCAUCACUGGAGGAGCCUCUUGUGUUCUGAGCCCUCAGACAUGCUCCAGAGGAUCCUGACGGGCACCCAGUGAAGAGGGUGCCUUCUCAGGGCCUCCAUGGUGCUGGCACUGAGGAAGAGAUGGGCACAGCUCCAGGCUUGCGGAAAUGAACUCUCUAUAGCAUUGGCUUCCUGGGGUUUUUCCUGCCCUUAUCCAAGGUGGGCCCUAGAGCUCAGUCCCCAGCCCAGCAGCACCUCUGGGUACCGGGGUGGAGGGUGACGACCAGAGCAGCUCUCUGGGUGGGGGUGCCCUGUAGUCCGUCCCACAGCCCUCCGGUGCUACUCCCAUCCCCAGCAGCCUGUGCCUUUGUCACUGGCGUACUUUUCCAGAGCUAAAUUGGGCGAGCAAUCCCUGCAGAGUAGGACUGCAGCCCUGACUGUGGCCCCCGGCCUGUCUUUGUUGCUUGCUAAAGUCCAUGAACAGAGUGUUGUUUCCCUCCAGUGGAAGGGAAGCAGGGAGCUCUGUGGACUUCACCCUGCGCUUGGUCUAGCUUAGCAGCCCCAAGAUCCCUUAGUGAAUCGAGGCGCUGCGUUGCUUUCCUAUGUGAUAAUUUCAAAGGAGUCCCUGGCAGUGCCUGUUGCCCAGAGGCUGCAGUCUCCAGUGGAUGCGGGUUUGUGUAUAGCCUGAGUCCUCUGGGGGCUCCGCGCGUGAGGCCCAGGGUGGGAUGGGCUCCUAAAAGAUGCAGGCCUGCCUGUAUUCAGGAGUACGCACCGGCCCUGCUUACUCCUGCCCGGGCUAAGUGGAGAAGAAGUUAGAUGAGUUCUUAAGAGGAGAGAGGUGGCUUCUUUGAGGUGGUCGAGUGGCAUCACAAACAAGCACUGAAUGGAAGAAAACUAGAAGAGGCAGAGCCUGUCGCGGGUUCACCACCAUCCAGCCAACACCGUGGGAAAUCUCACACCCACCACUGUCAAACCGAGGACUCUGGACUUCAUAACUGCUCGGAAUUAAAUGACCUUACCCUCUGUGGGUGAGGGCUUACUGCCAUUGAAU
This is a messenger RNA of Chlorocebus sabaeus (green monkey), 5350 nucleotides long. It is a transcript of the gene GPRC5C, whose product is annotated as G protein-coupled receptor class C group 5 member C. Gene Ontology annotation, cellular component: extracellular exosome; signaling receptor complex; plasma membrane. Gene Ontology annotation, biological process: G protein-coupled receptor signaling pathway. NCBI's taxonomy places the organism in Eukaryota, Metazoa, Chordata, Mammalia, Primates, Cercopithecidae. The record is from RefSeq and is a predicted model, not a curated record. Gene Ontology annotation, molecular function: protein kinase activator activity; G protein-coupled receptor activity.